Hylaeus volcanicus is the source of this 7823-nucleotide messenger RNA. Its product is annotated as homeobox protein TGIF2LX-like. The transcript has 6 exons. Gene Ontology annotation, molecular function: RNA polymerase II cis-regulatory region sequence-specific DNA binding; DNA-binding transcription factor activity, RNA polymerase II-specific. Lineage: Eukaryota; Metazoa; Arthropoda; Insecta; Hymenoptera; Colletidae. Gene Ontology annotation, biological process: regulation of transcription by RNA polymerase II. The record is from RefSeq and is a predicted model, not a curated record. Bases 1920 to 2879 code for a protein of 319 amino acids.
UAGCGAUCGCGUGAUAUCCGUUAUCGCCCGAGUUCUUAACGAAAAUUUGUUCAUUUCUAUGGGUAAAUCUUCAGAUAAAAAAAAAAACGGUGCAACAUCUUCACGAACAUGGUCUACAAAUAUUGAUUGUGGUAUACAAAUGUUAGAAAAUGUAAUUUAAAUAUUCAACGAAUAAGAGUUUUAUUUACAUUUGCAUUUUUUAGAGGGGACUGAGGAAAUGUUUAUUCAGUUUAAUUCCAAAUCCAUAAAUUUGUAUGUAUCAUUAACGGAAUUGCAUGAAAAAUAUAACUCCACGAUUAGAGCCAUCUCGGCUGAAAAUAGUCCGAUUUACGUGAGAUGAGGUAUCAUUUUUAACCGACUUCGGAAAGGAGGACGUUACUCAAUUCGACAUGAGAUAAGGUAGCUCCGAUCUCUGAUGCUUAAAAUUACGAAGUGUUAAGGAUUUCGAGCUCAAAGACCGGAUAGGCAGCUGCCACGGGACGCGUUUCCCGCCAACGAGCGAACUCGCACUUGGUGGGGGUAGCAUACGCUAUCGUUACUAGGACAACGGGCCAACGGGUCUCGUCGUAUGAUCAUGAAGUCUGCAUGGCGGGAAAGAUGCGAAGGGAAGGGGUAUCGACGGAGAGAGUCCAAUGGCUAGCCGGGAAGUAGGGACACGCGCGCGCAAAUCUCUCUCUCUCUCUCUCUCCCCCUUCCUCUUCGCGCGACACAUGCAGCCAGUCUCGUGUUUGUCUCCUUCUCGUCUUCUUGUCAGACCUCUGUCAAGCCGGCUUCCGAACAUGGUUGGCCCAGUCGCGUUCUGAACGUCGUACGGCGGGGUUCGGUCGGUUCUCGAUAAUGAAACGUGAAUGACAAGAAACGUGUCGCGUUGCUUCUACAGACUUUUCGCUCGUUGCAAAAGAACUGGAAGUGAACCAAGUGUAAUAUACUUUCUAACCUAAAAAAAAAAAAACGAGAGAAGAAAAAAAGACGAAAGCUUCGUCGAUCUCUGGACUCUGUUGCUCGGCCGAUAGUUGACGCGUGCAGGGAAUGUCGCGAAUGAUUUAUGUCGAACCCGCGCAAAAAUAGAUCCGCGUAUACGUUUCGACAAAAUUGCGCGUAGAGUAAUAAUAACAAAGUUGUUCGCGGUUCAAAUUUUAAAGGAGACCGUAUGCAGGGUGGGGGGAACGGAGGGGCGAGAGUGUCAAAGAGCAGCAGGGGGACGUGAAAUUGCUUCGCAAGUCCCGUCAAAUGCAGCCGCGCUGGGAACGACGUCAGGGCACGUCAUCGUCGUCGAUGUUGUUUUUAUUACGAUCAUCGACGUCGGAACGGUUUCGUCCGAUAAAUGGGGAAAAAAUAAUAUCGUGUAAGGUUAUUGAACAACCGAUUACCGCAGCUUCGCACGUUGCCGCGAUAUCUAGAAUGCGGGGUGAAAAUCUUUCUUCUCGUGUCGUUUAAGUCUCGUCAUCCAACGAAGCGGAAGCAGGGAUGAAAUAGAUCGUAAAUCGAAGUGUUACAAAGUGAAACGUACGGCAUUUGCGAUAAUCAUCAUGACCCUUCGAACAGAAUGACACGAAUGGACCAAAAUGGGACGUGUAACGAUUGGAGAAAAUAUGGACGCACACGUAAUGUUUUGAAGUAACGGAUACUCGGUCGUCGAAAUCGUUGAUUACAUAUUCGGUGCUCUGUCGAAACAUAUGCGCAUCAUCGAACCUCGCACAUCUUGACGAAUAGAAGUGUCUGUGACAUGCUACCGCCACCGGCUAUGCAUUUGGAACAAAAAGCCAGUACCGAAAAAUUGACAGACCGAGCAACAGCAGCAACAGCAACACCGUCGCCGUCAUUCGCGAAAUUCCGAUUGUCGUCGCACGGUAUUGCCAUUGUCGUCGUUGACGUUACCGCACUGUAACGAUAACUCGUCGGCGUCCCAGCAUACGAAUAUGUUUGCAACAGCAAGGGAACGUUUUCCUUCGUCGAGCAGUACGGACGACGACCAAAGCGGUUCCGACACGGAACACGACUCGAACGCGUUGCGCGGCAAAGUCCACUCUGGAAUACUUCACCACUCCGGUCAGCAUUCCGUGAGGAAACGCCGAGGGAACCUGCCGAAACACUCGGUGAAGAUCCUGAAGCGAUGGCUUUACGAGCACAGAUACAACGCCUACCCGAGCGACAGCGAGAAGCUUACGCUCAGCCAGGAAGCGAAUCUCACGGUACUUCAGGUGUGCAAUUGGUUCAUAAACGCCAGACGACGAAUCUUGCCGGAAAUGAUACGAAGGGAGGGGCACGAUCCUCUUCAGUACACGAUAUCCCGUCGCGGUAAAAAGAUGCCCGCAGGAAGUCACCAACAAUCCUCCAACCUUGGUUCGAGAACUAAUCAGAAUUGGGACUCGUUGGCUGGCAUGAGUGCACCGAAACGCAGCAGGGACCACGACUACGAGGAUCCCGCUGGAUUGAUGUACCGGAGCGAGGAGGACAGUCCAAACGAUUACGAGAGCAGUUCUCACAGCGAGGAGGAACGUCCUACGACCCAGUGGCCAAGCGUGAUAGUUUACCCUUACUCGGAGACAAAAAUCGAGCAGAACGUGGGGCAACUUGGUGCUUACGAAGAGACGAUUGCCCAUCCGGCACGGCGAGGGGACGAAGAUGAAUCUUCCAUGGGGAACGAAGCUGCGUACUGGAGCGCGCCCAGACAGCAUCUCAUUCAAACCCCCGAUGUUCAGCAUGAAACCGAAGUGUACAGUACGCGUAACGCUCAUAGUCCUCAUACGGAUGAGACGCCGCCACCAACGCCACCCGAAGAGGAUAAAGACAAGUUCAAGUGUCUUUACUUACUGGUCGAAGCAGCUGUUGCCGUGCGACAACAGGAAAAGGAACGCGAGGGGGCCGUACCGGUUUAACAAGAGCAACGGCGUUGCUCGUCGUUUACACCAACCUUCUUUAGCUUCCAAUUCCAUUACCUCAUGGAGAACACAGAACAAUCCUUCCGCUAUAGCGUUGCCGUCGUGACGAUUCUCGAGUCUCGCUCGAUAUGAAUAUUCCUUCCGUUGUUCCUCUUUCUCGCAAUUACGAAAUGCGUGAACCAAGCGGAAAGCGAACGCAAUUCGAAGCAAUCGUUUCCUUCCGUGCUAUCGUUUCUUCAGCAAUUGAGACGAAAGCUCUCCUUGCGGUACUGACAAGAGGAGAAUUUUAAAAAAAAACCCUCUCGAGACUCGAAGAACUAAAGAUAACUGGCUAAAAAUAACCAAACGUUUUCUCAACUUAUAUAUAUGAUGACAAUGUUUUCGAAAUGUUGUGGACUCUUUUUUUUUUUUUAUCGUACGCACACACGUACGUGGUUCAUGUUCACAGCGAGUGCGAUGUUUCUAAUACGCGCGUUCAACAUUUUCAAAGAUAGUUUGAACUUUCAGUAUUUAAACCGCGUUUUUUCAAGGCACAAGUUCUUACCAAACGGGAAACGAGUUUUAAAGGUGCAGAAGGUUCCCGGGAGUUAUUUUUCAAGAGACUGAAGUGCAGGUAUCGAUCAAAUUAAACGUAUCGAAGAGUACGUACACUACUCGCGCACGAAUCCUACACAUGAAACGACGCACCGGACCAACAACAAAACGGUUUCGUUUUGUUUUGCUUUUUAUGUGCUUCCGUCGAUGCGUCGUGAAUAAAGAAAACGCACGAAAUCGACGGUGAAACGAGUGCCAAAAUUUUCUACCGCAAGUGAAAAGUAACAACCAAGUGUAACAAGAGGAGAUGUCGGUCGGAUGUCAAUUUUCAUAUAUUCGUCGAAUUCUACGCACCGUGUUACCCGUAAAUUCGGAAUAUUGAAAUCGCCAUCUUCGUAACUAUUACUAUGCCACGGAUGCGUGUCUCUUUUUUUCUAUUAACGUACAGAGGAAGAAAGGGAGAACGGAUAGGAGGGACGAAACGGAUUACGUGUGUCAUCGAUACGAACCGGAAAGAAUAUUUGAGAAUUCAUAAGUAUCGCUUACGUCUUUCAAAAAAGUUUUAUAUGUUGCCAUAUAUUCCCUCGCUAUUCAUAAACAUUCACAAUGAACGUAUGUACUUCGAAUCAGUUUCCGUGUACGUUUCCACCAUAAUAUUUUGUCAGGCAGGAACUAGCCAAAGAACAUUGAAAGCAUUUCGUUGCGUUCUGUUUUUUUUUUAAUUAUUAUUAUUAUUAUUAUCAUUAUUAUUACUACUAUUACUAUUAAUAUUAUUAUUAUUUUGUUCUUUCUUUUCUGCCGAGAUUAGCCAUUGUAUCGUAUAACGUUAAUGAUUGCGUGUGCCUUUCCUUCUAUAUUACAAGGCCGCACAGGGCCUAAAUGACAAGUACGUUACGUUACUUUACGCAUAUUGUUUUUACCUUUUCUUUCCCUCGUGGUUGUUAACUGUUACGGCAUUACGCACUGAUCGAUAGCAAUUGCGACAUUGAUUGCGUUUAUCUUCGCAUUUACGUUAGACGAAUAAGACUGCUCGAGAAGAGAUUCGUUCAUCCGUUCGACGCGUUCGAUGCAUCUCUCUCCCUUUCCUCCUAAAAACGAUUGCCACGGUACUGACCAGUCGAACACUACCGAUCGAUCGUUUGUUAAUUGCGCGUCGAUCGUAUUCCUUCCCCUCCCCUAAGAAAAGAAAAGGGAAGAAAUCGUUGUCUAUUAUAACACACGAUGAAACACGGAGACACGCAAGCCGCUUGUUAGUUGCAUUAAAAAUAAUAUACACCGAGCGAAAUAUAAGCGCGUGCGUGCCUAUCAAAAGAUACGUGUAUAGAUGAUAAGUACGUAUACAUAGAUUUAUAUUAUACAACCAUAUUGACGGUUGAAAACGUAUGUUAUUAUACAAGUUCGAAUUGUGAGAAGAUUCGUUAAUUGGGGAUCAGCGUCGUAAAACACGGAUCGCGAAUAGAAAAAUCAUUGGUACAAACGCCAAAGACUUAACUGUUAGCUCUAUCGAUAAUUAAGUUCAUUUAAAUAAAUUUCGAAUAGACGAGUCCUUUUUGUCGAAAGAAAAAAAAAACGAAUAUAGGUAAUAAAUGUGUUCGUUGUGUGUCCGAGCGUUUGCAAAAAGAACAUUCGUUAAAGAUGUAGAAGCGGAGAUUGUAGGGUGAGGGGGAUUUAAAAAAAACGAAGAGUGAGAUAGAAGUGGAAGAAGCAGGCGAAGAGGAAAACGAAGAAAGCAGAAGGUGUUGGAAAAUUGUGCCUAUCGAGCGUGUAUUACCGCGUUCCUUGUUGUGUAUAUCGCGUGGUGAAAGUGUGAAUGUAGAUGCGAGCGUGAAUCGAUGCGGCGAAACGUGUAUCGCGUGUUUACCAACACGUUUAUAGAACGUGAAUUAUCCGUGCACGUAUACGCAUCGACGCGCGAGCUAGAUUCAAAACCGUGUUCAAACAAAACAAAGUUCUUCGAUGUACAAAAUACGAUUCAAAUUUAUUUUUAAAUCGCGAUAAUCCUCGCGGUCGCCAAGACCGCCUCGUUACAAAACUGUUAGGGGAAUAAUUUGCAUUAGGGUUAAGGAUAGAUCUCUCUCCGACGGAAAAAAAAAUGCAAGUCUACGAAAAACGAUCUAUCGCGCUCGCGCGAAGAAUAAACGUGGACAACAACGAGGAUGAUGAUGAUGAUGAUGACGAAGACGAAAACGGCGAAUAACGACGACAAAGACUUAACACACAAAAUACGUAAAAUAUGUGCCACGAUCGAGAGCCGUCGUUGUUUAUGCGAUUUCAUCUUUCCCGGUACGUUCGUAAUCGUCUGUUCCGUGAGCGAUUAUACAUAGCGUAGCGCAUGUUCUCGAAUCCAUUUCGCGUUCUCUUGCCUUCAGGCGCAAAGAUUUGGGAGGGGAAAAGCAGAGACGAGAUACACACGUGUGAACCAAGAUUAUUCGUAUCGAAGCAUCGAAUCUUCAGAGUUCCUAAAUCGUUUUUUAAUGUUUACAUUAUCGGAGAGACGAACGGUAACAGAAAACAUGGACGGACGCGUACGCGAGUGCCGCCGAAUCGAUAUCGAGGCGCGAUGUUAUUAAAACGGAAAAAAAAAGCAAUAAGUGUGCCUUGUUCGGGCGUUCUAAACGCGUACCGAUAAUAAUAUUUAACGAAAAUUAACGUCGAAACAUUCGCCGAAUUCGUCGAAUUAUUUCUAACGUAUUUACUACUUCAGGGAAAAAACAACUUUUUAGUAGGGAUGGUAAAACGAAGUUUAAAAAAAAAAAAUGGAAACAUAUCUUUCGCAUCCUCGUUUUGAUAAACUCUUACUUUUUUUUUUUUUUUUCUUUAGGAGAUACGUAAAAAGUUGUAUCGGUUUAGAUGCGCGUGCGAAACCGCAUUAUGUACAACGCUGUUUCGAACGCCGCAUGAUUUUUUCAGCGAAAGAGUAUCGUGACAUUGGAACAGAAGCAAAUCGGAGAAAAAGCGUCGUUUAGGAAUGGAAAAUGACUCCCCUGUAAAGAAAAAAAAACAGACAACGAUUCCUCCAAAUCAGCAUUUAUUACCAGAGUAGAAGAGGGAGGAGCGUGUGUGUGUGUGUGUUUAUAAGAGUGAAAUAGGGGGGGGGGGGGGAGCGAGAAGGGAGAAAAAGCACGAGCAGACACGUGUCGUUUCAUCUUUCUACCGUUCAUCGAACAUUGAAGGGCAUGCAUCCUUUCGUGUAAACGUUUAAACAAAUUGAGUAACAAAUUCUCGUACAGUUUUUUUUUUUGUCUGCUAGUCGUGCUUACGCGAAGACGAAAAUGAGAAUGAUCGCGCGUACGAUAUGCAGGGCGAUAGAAAGAAGGAUCCAAGAAUCGGGGGGGAUCGUACCGUUCGAUUAAUUUCUUAAAAUAAGUAGAAGAUGUCCAGCCCAGGGCAAGAUAGUUCCGUAAAACCAACUCUGCCAAACCAGUGUAUCGAUUUUAUGUGCCAGUAGUGUAAGAGGAUUGUUUCGUUUAUAGUGUACAGGGGGUGAAAAUAGAAUUAUCGUCGAUCGCCUACUCUUAUAUUUCCUUGGGACAAUCUUGGCUCAUUUUAAACGACUAUCGGUACACCCUUAAGUUCUAGAGUUUCUUUCUAUCUUCCUGUGUACGUACAAGUAUAAACAUACGUGUACACAAGUUUUACAUAUACAUAUAUGUAUGUAUGUACGCAUGUAUGUGUAUUUGUAUGUAUUUGAAUACAUACAUCCGUGUACGCGCGUAUGGGUUUUUGAUUCAAUCGUUGCGAUUCGAGUCACGCAGAAGGCCGAAAAAAAAAAAAUACCGUGAGGAAGUUCUAGUUGCAAAAGAUUAUUCUUUGGAUUCGAAACGAGCGAUACAACGUUCGAUUAAAAUUUAGUAUUCUUUAAGUUGAACCGCACACGCGUAUAUCGGGUGCCAUAAAAGAAACGGUGUGCUUGAACCGUAACGUUAAUGUCACCGGGUAUUAACCUAGGGUGUAAUUCUGUUUCAUGAUAAUGUUAUUAUUUUUCGGCGGUAAAAGUGCGCAUUGUUUUGUCUCAUUUUUUUUUUUUCUUUCGUACGCGGUGUUAAUUGUACGUAACCCCGCCUGCCCGCGCGCGCGCGUAUGAACGUCACAAAAAGUCCUGACACCGAUUUGCCCCCAGGACCGUACCUUAUUUUGCAGUGCGUUUCCUAGCGAUUUUUUAUUUUUCUCGUUUGUUGACUAUUGAAAACGAAGAAAAUUUCUGAUCACGCGGAAACUUAACUUAGAAUCCAGAUUGUUUCGAUUAACCACCAAUUCAUCCAUGGAUUACCUUGGUUCGAUAGACUUGAGUCAGGAUUACGCACGGCCACUCGCCCACGUGGGUUCUCCGAGUAAUUUAGAAUUAGUAAUACUGUAUUGUUCGAUUCGCAGAUUUACAAUAAAGUACGUUGUGAAUUUUAUUAUUAA